AUGGCCUUCGUUCGCGUCGAGAGCGCCGAGGUCGAGCGCAAGGCCUACGAGACGCUGCGCGACCGAAUGCAGUUCAAGGCCGGCGAGCACCACCCGCUGAGCGACGACGCAGCCAAUCCAUGGAACCAAGCGUUCGAGGACGAGCCGCUCGUGCGCGAGAUCAAGACGGACCUCGACCGCCUGUACCCGCAAGGCCGCGAACUGUACUUCCAGGAGCGUCCGGCGUACAUGGCCAUUCUGCGCAACGUGCUCUUUGUGUGGUGCAAGACGCACCCGGCGGUCGGCUACCGACAGGGCAUGCACGACCUCGCGGCCGUCGUUCUGUACGCCGUCGUGCAUGCAGCGGCCAAGCAAGUGGAGGAAGACACGCUCGACGAGUUUACCGAGCACGACGUCUUCAUCCUCUUUGCUGCGCUCAUGGGGCCCAUGGAACCGCUCUACGCCGUGCACCAGACGUCUUCGGCGCGCGACGACGCCGUGUCCGAGACGACCGCCGACAGCUUGUUUCGGUCGGCGACACCGAGCGCACUCGCGCCGCUCUCGCAGCUUCAGACGCUCUGCCAGUAUAUCCAGUACGACCUUUUGGCCAAGCACGACCCGCAGCUCGCGUGCCACCUCCGGGACGUGGACGUGCUUCCUGAAACGUACUGCUUGCGCUGGACGCGACUGCUGCUCGCGCGCGAGUUUCCGCUCGACGACAUCGUCCGCGUCUGGGAUGCCAUGCUCGAACACGAGUCGACCUGCGAUGUGUCGUCGUCUCCCAUUGGCUUUGCCUUGCUCCCGUACCUCUGCGUUGCGAUUUUAAUCCAUUUUUCCAAGACACUGCGCGGAACCGACAACACGGGUUGUCUCCAGCUGCUCAUGCGCCCCGCCGAGCUCAGUGCGGCCGAGAUCAUUGACAGCGCCAUACUCCUCUUGGACCCAUUCCGCGAGGCGCAUCACGAAGACAUGGACAUCGUCGAGUUUGGCGCCGGGUCGCUGGGCGUUGUCUUGACCGCAGCGCAAGCCCCGUUCGAGAACCGCCUCGCGGUCAAAGAAUUCAAGCCGAUUGCGUCAUCGGGGGCGUCUAUGGGGCCCGCCGAGGCGUCGGGCGUCGUCCGCGUCGGCGACCUCGUCGAGUCGGUCAACGGCGUCAAGAUCUACGACAUGACCACCGACGACAUCCGCAAGCACAUUGCGCUCCUCCCGCGGCCGCUGGUCAUGUCGUUUUUGCAUGUUGAAGACGCUCUGCCGUCCGCAGAUGCAUCGGCGAUCGACGACUUGAGUUCGUUUGGCGUCGUCCCGGACUUUCUCCCGGGCGAACAGUGCUACGCCCACGUCGAGACGUCCAUGUACGCACCGGUCUUCCACCCGCCGUCCGGCACGUGCGCGUCCCACUACAUUGCUGGUCGCCUCUUCUUGACCAACUACCGGUGCAUGUUCCAGCCCGAGGCCGGCGCGUCGUCGCGUUGGGAGAUGCCCGUGCUCUCGAUCGCGUCGAUUCUCGCCGAGUCGUCGCUGGUCGAGUCCGGCACGCACCACGUGGCGGUCGUGCCGGCCUCGCACACGCUCGGCGUUGUUUGCAAGGACACGCAGAGCGUCCGGUUCACCUUUCGCAACCACGCCGAGUACGCGCGCAUGUUCAAAUGCCUCACGGUGCUAGCGUACCCCGCGUCGCUGACGGAUGCGUUUUGCUUUGUCUACCGCCCGCUCUUGCUACCGGCGAAGCUGCUGCCGCCGUUUGAUAUUCGCGACGACUACAAGCGCCUCGGGCUCCUCGGGCCGCGCUUCCGCUGCAUUGACCAGGCCUACUUGCUCUGCGACACGUAUCCCCGGUACCUCGUCGUGCCGGUCGCCAUGUCGGACGUCAAGCUCCAGGCCGCCGCUGCGUUCCGGUCGAGCCGACGCCUUCCCGCCGUGUGCUGGCAGCACCCGACGAAUGGCGCGGUGAUUUGCCGCUCGUCGCAACCACUUGUCGGACUCAAGUCGGCGCGAUCGAGUGAUGACGAAGACCUCGUUCGGCUGCUGUGCCAGCCAGAGAACCCGGCCGCCCUCGGCGCGUACCAAAGUCAUCGAUACGUCAUCAUGGACGCGCGCGGGCAGCUCGCUGCCGCGGGCAACAAAGCGAUGGGCAAGGGCACCGAGAGUCCCGGCCAACUACCGCGGCGCCAAAGUCUCGACGGUUCGGGCUGGCUCAAGCACGUGCGACUGGUGCUUCGCGGGUCGUGGGAACUUGCCGAGUACGUGCACAGCGGCGUGUCGGUGCUAACGCACUGCAGCGACGGCUGGGACCGCACGCCGCAAAUGGUAUCGCUGGCUGAGCUCAUGCUGGACCCGUUCUACCGGACGCUGGCUGGCUUUCAGGUGCUAAUCGAGAAGGAGUGGUGCAGCUUUGGGCACCAGUUUGGCUUGCGCUGUGGCCAUGCGCGCAGCGACGUCUCGAACGAGCAGCGGUCGCCGAUCUUUCUUCUCUGGCUCGACUGCGUCUGGCAGAUCAUGCGCCAGUUUGAGACUGAGUGCGAGUUCAAUGAGAGCUGCCUCCUCCUCCUCGCCGACCACGUGUACUCGUGCAAGUAUGGUAACUUUAUGUUCGACUCGGAGAAGGCGCGACUCGAGUGCGCCAAGCACCACGCCGCCGCCAACAUCUGGGCCGACAUUCACGCGUCGCGGGACAAGUUUGUCAACCCACAAUUUGCGCCCCAGCGCACGCUCCUCUUUCCAAGCACGACGUGGAAGAAUAUCAAGCUCUGGAAGGCGUACUUUGCUCGCUUCGACCCGACAUUUGUGCCGCCCGUGGCCAAACUCCAGUUUUACUGA
Molecule: messenger RNA, 2796 nt
Organism: Saprolegnia parasitica CBS 223.65
Lineage: Eukaryota; Oomycota; Saprolegniomycetes; Saprolegniales; Saprolegniaceae
Exons: 5
Coding region: 1-2796 (931 amino acids)
Molecular function (GO): protein binding
Source: RefSeq, a predicted model, not a curated record